AUGUCCUGGAAAUUCAUAGGACAGUUCAGUUUGACUAAAGUAUUUUCUUUAUCGGAGAAAGAUAUAUUGCCUGUUGCAACCUUUCACCUCUCGAGUUUUUUGAUAGCCGGAUAUGCAGCGAUUUAUGGAGUGCUCUCCCCGAUAGGACUUUCAGGAAUUCUUGGAGGACUUCAUCGUAAGAAAAGCCUUAUAAAAGGCUUCAUGUAUCAAUAUUGGUUCGCUUCUGGAUUAAUGAUUGGAAUCAACGUUGCUAAUGUAAUUCUGUCAGAUAAAUUUCGUGCAAACGCAAUUCGUAAAUGUCAAAGUGCACUUUUCGGUGUGGUGUCCGAUAGUCAAAAAGUAUUGAAUAUGUGUACCAGUAAAGUUCAAAAAUCCGAAGGGGUGGCUUUGAUUUUUACCUCAGUUCAGGGUGCAGUGCUGAUCUUAGUUGGAUUCCUUGUAUUGUUCUUUGGAAUUAAAGAGUUUAAAGACAUAAUAUUAGAGGAAGAAACCAAAAGUUUACUUGAAAAAGCAAAGUUCCAAGAAGAUUCACGAAAUUCGAUGUCAGAUAACGAAUCCAAUGCAUCCGGAAGUAACAAUGCUAAUUCAAACGCCGCUGAUGGAGGACGCUAUCCAGCUUCCGCGAGCGUUUCGAGAGCAUCUUCAAGAUCCGAUCAUGGGCGUUUUACACAAAACUCUGCCGGUACGAACGUUUCGAGAGAGCCUUCAUCACGAUCUGAUCGAGAACGGUUUGCACAAAAAGUCAACGCUGUUCCAGCUUCUUAUGCAGGACCGAAUCGUCCGCAGACACCAGGUGCCUCGUAUCCUUAUUCAACACCGGCCAAUAAUGUGAGUAAUAGUCGUAUCAACGUUUCUACCAAUCGAGGGGCACCACCAGGAAAAUAUCAGCCACCACCGGGGCAUUAUCAGUCAACAACGCCGAAAAACGCUUAUCCCGCAUCCAACAAGAAUAAUAAUUAUGUUUCUUCAUCCAAUAAAAAUAAUUAUGCUUCCACAUCCAGUAAAAAUAAUUAUCCGCCUUCAUCCAACAAAAGUAAUUACCCCCCUUCGUCUAGCAAAAGUAGCUAUCCCUCAUCCAGCAAAAAUAAUUAUCCACCAUCCAACAAAAAUAAUAGCAGUCCCAUAAUUGGAUCCAGCAGGACAGGCCCAAAUCCGCCCAAUGCGAAGCUCGUUAAUUAUUCAUCACAACCAUUGCCCUUGCCCGUGACUUCACCGGAACGAUCUUAUACGCCGGAACGAUCUUACACGCCGGAACGAUCUUACACACCAGAUCGGUAUGGUCCUCAGACAUCAAAUUCAAGUUCCUAUAGUGCACCAAUAGCGAACUAUGCUGGUAAAUCAUCGAUGAGGCAACCGAUGAUGCCACCCUCAAGUAAUCGAAAUUAUCCGUCGAGUACGCGACCACCAGCAAAUGUCAAUUAUUAUCCACCGCCUGUAUCAGCCAAUCGAUCCCAACAAAAAAUCAAAAAAGGUUACCAAGCAAGCGCUAACGAUUAUGAUUAUACCAAUGAUUAUAAUGAUUACAUAAUUCCGUCGGAUAAUUAUAUAACAUACGCUCAACCGAGGUAA
This is a messenger RNA of Acaulospora morrowiae, 1569 nucleotides long. The record is from the annotation of a GenBank genome assembly. Lineage: Eukaryota; Fungi; Glomeromycota; Glomeromycetes; Diversisporales; Acaulosporaceae.